Dentiscutata erythropus is the source of this 728-nucleotide messenger RNA. Lineage: Eukaryota; Fungi; Glomeromycota; Glomeromycetes; Diversisporales; Gigasporaceae. The record is from the annotation of a GenBank genome assembly.
GUAGCAAGACAUUAAAAGAUGCUAUUAAUGAAGCUAUGAGAGAUUGGGUAACAAAUGUAAGCGAUACACAUUACCUUGUUGGUUCGGCGAUAGGGCCUCAUCCAUUUCCUACGCUUGUGAGAGAAUUUCAAUCUGUAAUAGGAAAAGAGGCCAGAAAGCAAAUGUUACAGAAAGCUGGUAAAUUGCCCGACGUUGUGAUUGCCUGUGUUGGAGGUGGCAGUAAUGCUAUAGGAACAUUUUAUCCGUUUAUAAACGAUCAAAAUGUUAAAUUCAUUGGUGUUGAAGCUGGUGGUGAUGGUAUAGAUACGGAAUUUCAUUCCGCAACCUUAUCUGCGGGUACACCGGGCGUGCUACACGGAACUCGAACAUAUUUAUUACAAGAUGAUAAGGGUCAGAUUAAAUCAACACACAGUAUUAGUGCCGGUCUAGAUUAUCCAGGUGUCGGACCAGAACAUGCAUGGCUAAAAAAUAUUGGCAGAGCUGAAUAUUCUGCUGUUACCGAUAAGGAAGCUUUAAUUGGUUUUAGAAAGUUGUCAGAAUUAGAGGGUAUAAUUCCAGCACUUGAAACAAGUCACGCGAUUUAUCAAGCACUUAUAGUCGCUCCAAAAAUGCGUAAGGACCAAGAUAUCCUAAUAUGUCUUAGCGGUCGCGGAGAUAAAGAUGUUCAAACUGUCGCUGAAUUUUUACCAAAAUAUGGACCCUCAAUUGGAUGGGAUUUACGAUUUUGA